AUGGUUUGUUAUAUCUCUGCAUUGCCAAACCGGUAUUUACGGUUCCCAGAUGAUACGCUCGACAGCAACCUGUGUUCUUGGUCAUAUGAUGGAGCUUCUUCAUCUUCCACCACCUUUCCUUCUCGUCCCGAAGCAAGGUUGAUUCCCAAUUCACUAUCACCGUCACCGUCGAUAUCAAUUAUAAGUAGCUCGCCACGGUCUGAACAGAGUGCUCUGUCCUCACCACCGGCGCUCAACGAAUUCUCAAACGUUUUCGAUUUUGAUUUCGGCACCUCGUUACCCAAUGAAUACCCCACAACCUCGUCAUGGGCGUCAAUACAUCCCGGAAGCCCUGCAGCAACUUCCGCAACAUCUUGCUCUCCUUCACCUUCGCACUCCAGCCUGGAUGCUGCAGAUGCGAAAUCUGCCACCUCACGGGACUCGUCGCCAACGCAGAGUGAAAGCGAUCCACAUCACCAACGUCGCCGUUUCCCAUGUUUAAUUCUCGGAUGCGCUCGCCGUUUCACGAGUCAGUACACGCUCAAGGUUCACAUGGAGGCGCACAAGCCCAAACCACGUGUCUCCUUCCCCUGCACCCUGGGAUGCUCCGAGCGGUUCUCACGACAGCACGAUCGUCUCCGACACGAGGUGGCGAAGCAUGGAAAAGUCUGUGAAUUCUCCUGUGAAGACUGUGGACGUUUUUUCUCAACGAAAAAAACUCUGGGGAAUCACAAAUGCCCUGUCGCUCAAGGCGGUACAAGAUGGGUUACUAGUUGA
Laccaria bicolor S238N-H82 is the source of this 756-nucleotide messenger RNA. RefSeq lists its product as uncharacterized. Bases 1 to 756 code for a protein of 251 amino acids. NCBI's taxonomy places the organism in Eukaryota, Fungi, Basidiomycota, Agaricomycetes, Agaricales, Hydnangiaceae. Gene Ontology annotation, cellular component: nucleus. The record is from RefSeq and is a predicted model, not a curated record. The transcript has 2 exons. Gene Ontology annotation, molecular function: DNA-binding transcription factor activity, RNA polymerase II-specific; RNA polymerase II transcription regulatory region sequence-specific DNA binding. Gene Ontology annotation, biological process: regulation of transcription by RNA polymerase II.